AAAAAUCCGCUUUUUUUAGAAGAGUCUCAAUAUAUUGAACUUAUAAAUAAAUAUCAAUUUAUAUUUUUUAUAUCAAUAUGUAAUAGUAGAUAAUCUUUUUAAGCGCCACUUUCAAAUCAAUUGUGGAAGUCGUAACAUGCAUAUGCAUAUUUAUUAAAAAAUAGCCGGAUUUUAAAAAAUUUAUAUUUUAAAUAUCUGGAAGAAAUCUCUUACCAAUGGCAGAUGUAAAGUAAAUAUACAACUCUACUGCCUUUGAAAAACUACAAUUUAACAUUAAGCAGUGAUUUUACAUGUUGCUUAUUUUAUCUUGCUUUUCAUUUUCCUAUCGUCUAUUUGAGACGGAUGAGGAAAAAUUAUUUUAUUUUAGGCAAAGAGUGCAGACAACACGAUAUAUAAUUUAAUAAUUAUGUAUUAUGAAGAAUGUGCCAGAAAAUGGCAAACGUUUUUAUACCAUCCCAAUGUUUGUAUGUACAUUCUCAAAUUUAAGGAACAGUUUCUCCAUAAUCCAUUUCUGCAAGUGGUUACCUUUGUUGCGGUAACAUCGUUAUUAACACCUAUUUUUCUCUUUGUUAUAUUUGCUAUUAUCAGUGCUGUAUUUGCAUUUAUCGGUUUUAUGAUGAUUCAAGUGACAGUAUUGGCUAUUGGUGCAAGUAUUUUAAGCUGCAUAUUUUUCUGCAUUGCUAGUACUUUUAUAAUGAUAGGAUUAUGUGUCCUCUUUUCUUCUCUUUUUAUCUAUUAUAUAUUAUAUUAUACAAAUCAUGCAUUUAAUCUCUUAACCUAUGGGAGAGCCUGAUUAAGAAAUUUAGAAUAUAGAUUGUUAUGUUCUUAAUGAGAUCUAAAAAAAAUUAAUAAAAAUUAAAAGAACAUCUUUACCACAAAUUAUAGAUUUACUUCAUAGAUCUACCAUAAUCAUUUUCAAACAUACAUACAUGUAUGCUUAUCUUAAUUAUAGUAUAAACGUAUUUGUGUAUUCUGAAAGUAAUUAAUUCAAAAACAUCUAAAUAUAGAGGGAUAAUAGAUUUAAAUAAAUACAAAAAUUGUAUGGU
This is a messenger RNA of Formica exsecta, 1046 nucleotides long. RefSeq lists its product as uncharacterized. NCBI's taxonomy places the organism in Eukaryota, Metazoa, Arthropoda, Insecta, Hymenoptera, Formicidae. Bases 407 to 793 code for a protein of 128 amino acids. The transcript is spliced from 3 exons. The record is from RefSeq and is a predicted model, not a curated record.